This is a messenger RNA of Aspergillus chevalieri, 2859 nucleotides long. RefSeq lists its product as uncharacterized. Gene Ontology annotation, biological process: double-strand break repair via homologous recombination. Gene Ontology annotation, cellular component: chromosome; cytoplasm. Gene Ontology annotation, molecular function: four-way junction helicase activity; nucleic acid binding; 3'-5' DNA helicase activity. The transcript is spliced from 2 exons. The record is from RefSeq and is a predicted model, not a curated record. The coding region runs from base 1 to 2859 and encodes 952 amino acids. Lineage: Eukaryota; Fungi; Ascomycota; Eurotiomycetes; Eurotiales; Aspergillaceae.
AUGCGCCGGGGGGCGAUCCACGGCCCAUUGGUGGCACAGUAUCUGGCCCGGGUGGCCCGGUUCAAGGAGAAACUGGCCGUGGCCAUCCAUAUGACGGCGGGGCAGCCGGCACGGGCCCCCGAGCUGCUCAGUGUGCAGUAUGUCAACACGCCGAACAACCAAUUCCGCAAUGUGUUCAUUGAGGAUGGGAUGGUGACACUGGUGACUGCAUACCACAAGGGCUUCCAUGCGAGCAACGACAGCAAGCUGAUCCACCGGUAUGUGCCACGGGCGGUCGGGGAGUUGGUGGUGUGGUAUAUGUGGCUGGCGAUGCCAUUCAUUGGCCAGUUGACAGCGUGGCAGGCCGGCACUGCGCAUGGCACGGUGAAUGGCACAUCGAAUGGUAUGUCAAAUGGCACAUCGAACGGCACAUGGAAUGGUAUGUCGAAUGGCACAUCGAAUGGUAUGUCGAAUGGCACAUCGAACGGCACAUUGAAUGGCACACGAGCCGGCACGGUGAAUGGCACGGUGAAUGGUACAGUGAAUGGCAUGUCGAACGGCACAUCGAACGGCACAUUGAACAGCACAUUGAACAGCACAUGGAAUGGCACACAAGCCGGCACAUUGAAUGGCACACUGAAUGGCACGGCGAACGGCAUACUGAAUGGCACACUGAUUGGCACACAAGCCGGCACGGCGAAUGGCACACGAGCCAGCACGGUGAAUGGCACAUCAAACAGCACAUUGAACGGCACAUGGAAUGGCACACGAGCCGGCACGGUCAAUGGCACACUGAAUGGCAGGGCGAACGGCACACUGAAUGGCACAUCAAACGGCACAGCAAAUGGCAUAUCAAACGACACACUGAAUGGCACAUCGAACAGCACAUUGAACGGCACAUCGAACAGCAUGUUGAACGGCACAACAAACAGCAUACCGAUUGGCACACGAGCUGGCACAGUGAAUGGCACAUCGAACAGCACAUUGAACGGCACAUGGAAUGGCACACCAAAUGGUACGGUGAAUGGCAUGUUGAAUGGUAGACUGAACGGCACAUCAAACAGCACAUCGAACAGCACACCGAUUGGCACACCGAUUGGCACACAGGCCGGCACAUCAAAUGCCAUGUCGAAUGGCACAACGAUUGGCACACCGAAUGGCACGGCGAACGGCACACUGAAUGGCACAUUGAUUGGCACGUCGAACGGCACACCGGCAUGGCAGCCCCCCAGCCCAUAUUUAUGGGGCCCCGACCCGGGCAUGCAGCGGCCAUGGACCCCCGAGCGAUUCCGGGAGGUGUUGAAGCGGGAGACCCAGGCCCGGCUCGGCCAGGCAUUGAAUAUUCCGGCGUACCGGGACAUUGCCAUUGGCAUCAGCCGGCGGUUCCUGCGGGCAUCCAGCACAUUCACCAGUGACCGCCAGGAUGAAACGGAGCAGGCGGCGGCAUUGGAUGCUGACUGUGAGGACGGCAUGGAUGCGGACCAGUGGAUGGCGCAUAUGACGGAUUUACAGGCGGGCCAUUCAUCGCACGUGGCGGGGAUGGUAUAUGGGCGGCAGCUGAUGGAGCAGGCGGGCACAACAAGCCACCGGCGGGCAAUGUUCCGGCAGUCCAGUGUGGAUUGGCACCAGUUUCUGGGGUUCGGCUGCGGCACGGGGGUUCCAGGAGAUGUCCAUGCCGACAUUGAUGCCGGUGGGCUUCGGGCUGGCUUGGUGGAUGAAGGCAGCUGUCCAAGCCGCCGUCCCGGUCAGGAACAGGUUAGGGCUCGCUUGGUGGAUGAUCCCGGUCAGGAAUGGGUUAGGGCUUGCUUGGUGGAUGAUCCCGGUCAGGAAUGGGUUAGGGCUUGCUUGGUGAAUGAUCCCGGUCAGGAACGGGUUAGGGCUCGCUUGGUGAGUGAUCCCAGUCAGGAAGGGGUUAGGGCUCGCUUGGUGGAUGAAGGCAACCGUCCAAUUCACCAUCCCGGUCAGGAACGGGUUAGGGCUCGCUUGGUGGAUGAAGGUAGCUGUCCAAUUCACCAUCCCGGUCAGGAACGGGUUAGGGCUUGCUUGGUGAAUGAUCCCGGUCAGGAACGGGUUAGGGCUCGCCCCGUGCUUGGGAAACGCAAGCGGGCCCCAUGGCAGGUGGAGGCUGAGGAGCACCACAUGGAGCGGCGCCACCAGCUGCAGACCAUGGACAUGGCCGCUGCGCUGCAGCAGAUGACCGGUCAGGCCGGCAUGCAGUUCCAGGGCAUCCAGGCACCCGCCAUGGCGGCGAUCCAGCAGGGCAAGAGCCCCGUGGUGGCAGUCAUGCCCACCGGCGGUGGGAAAAGCAUGUUAUUCAUGUUGCCCGCGUGGGCCGUCCCCGGGGGCACCACCAUUGUGGUGGUGCCAUUGAUCUCGCUGCGGCAGGAUAUGCAGCAGCGGUGCCGGCGGCUAGGCAUCCCAUGUAUGGCAUGGGACCGGCAGCAGCCAUGUGAUGAAGCAGCCAUUGUGCUGGUCACACCGGAAUCGGCUGUCACCCCCGAUUUCCAUUCAUUCAUCAACCGGUUGGUGGUGAUGCAGCGGCUGGACCGGGUGGUGAUUGAUGAAUGCCACAUCAUUAUGAACCAGCAGAAGAACUUCCGGUCCGCCAUGGCACAGCUUGGGAAGCUCGUUCGGGCCCGUACACAGAUGGAUCAGAUCGAUAUAUAUCGGGCCCGCACGAGCCGCGGCAAUGUGGCAUAUGGGGUGUGGCGGCCACCGAUUCCACACACUGCACCACAUGGAUAUGGAUGGGAGCAGGAUGCCUGGAUUAUUCAGUUCCUGCAGGCGCAGCUCCAGUGGGCCCGGGCCCGGGGGGAAGAUGGUGAUAUAUGCCAACCGGGUCCACCAGGUGCAGGCGAUGGCGGCGGUAUUGGGAUGUGA